ACUAAAUUUUUAGUGUUUUAAAUGGGCUAUCCUAAUAAAUCACCCGAACCUGACCGCCGUCGACGACGGCAACCACAACAAAAUCAGAGGACAUCACAAACUGUUCAAACAUCCGAUAGAGUUGUGAUGAACAAUAGCUAUGACUUAUUAUUGAAACUACUGGUAAUUGGGAAUUCAUCGGUCGGAAAGUCGGCAUUUAUCUACCGAUACACUGACUACAUGUUCAACAUAUCGGCUGUCCAUACACUUGGUAUAGAUUUCAGAUUAAAAACAAUCGACAGACAGUCAGUCAAUGGCAACAAACAGCGUAUCCGUUUGCAGAUCUGGGAUACGGCCGGUCAGGAAAGGUAUCGUACGAUUAUUACUUCAUACUUUCGUAAAGCGGACGGUUGUCUACUAAUGUAUGACGUGUCAGAUAGAGAGUCGUUUGAUAUGAUUGAACAAUGGCUUCAAUUAUUCAAAGAUAAUGCACCCGAUAGGGCACAGAUAGUACUGGUUGGCAAUAAAUGUGAUCUGAGUGGUGGUAGUGGUGGUGAUAGUGAUGAUGAUUACAACCAACACCGACAACAACACCGACUACAACAGCCAAAGAAACGGAUGAUCAGCUAUGAAAUGGGCCGACAAUUGGCCGAUAAAUUGAAACUGGAUUUCUUUGAAACAUCGGUUAAAGAUAAUGUCAAUGUCGACGAUGUGUUUGAUAGGUUAGUCGAUAUUAUAUGCGAUAACCAUAUGCUGACCGAAAGCCCGGAGCCAACUAAUAUGGCAAUUGCUAACAUAGGGACAGUCAUCUUAGAUAAUGAUAAUAAUAAUAAUAGCCAUAAUAAACGCCGAAAAAAAUCAUCGUGUUGUAAAUAA
This is a messenger RNA of Oppia nitens, 855 nucleotides long. RefSeq names its product ras-related protein Rab-3-like. The record is from RefSeq and is a predicted model, not a curated record. Gene Ontology annotation, molecular function: GTPase activity; GTP binding. Bases 22 to 855 code for a protein of 277 amino acids. Gene Ontology annotation, biological process: protein secretion; regulation of exocytosis; protein localization to plasma membrane. Lineage: Eukaryota; Metazoa; Arthropoda; Arachnida; Sarcoptiformes; Oppiidae. Gene Ontology annotation, cellular component: plasma membrane; endosome; synaptic vesicle. The transcript is spliced from 2 exons.